Setaria italica (foxtail millet) is the source of this 2280-nucleotide messenger RNA. RefSeq names its product protein NUCLEAR FUSION DEFECTIVE 4. Gene Ontology annotation, cellular component: membrane. The record is from RefSeq and is a predicted model, not a curated record. NCBI's taxonomy places the organism in Eukaryota, Viridiplantae, Streptophyta, Magnoliopsida, Poales, Poaceae. Bases 319 to 1902 code for a protein of 527 amino acids. The transcript has 2 exons.
GUUGUUGUUGCCAACCUUGGCCCGUUGGCCGGCCAUCUCCGUCACGUCAGGUGCGUGCAUGUCCACGCCACCACUACCAGUCGUUCCUCCUGGCCCAGGCCCCGGAGCGCUAUAUAAGCAGCGGCUUGAGCAGCGCACUAUGGACAACAGGAAAACACAUAGCCACAUCGGAGCCACAGCCAUCGCCAUCGCCGCUGGUGGUUUGCUGAUCGCCGUCGACGGCCGGCGCCCCCCACUCGCCGAGAUCGCAUAAGUACCACACCUCGAUCGGUGCGGCGAGCGCGUGCAUAUCGGGAAAAAUCCUCCCCACUGACCACUAUGUCUUCAUCGGCCCACUGGCUGAGCCUGGUCGGGAGCGUCUGGCUGCAGACCGUGAACGGCCCCAACGCCGACUUCCCCGUCUACUCGUCGCAGCUCAAGGAGAUCAAGGGCAUCUCCCAGGUGCGGCUCAACUUCCUCGCCGCCGCCUCCGACGCCGGGAAGCUCUUCGGCUGGUUCGCCGGGGUGGCCGCGCUGCACCUCCCGCUCUGGGCGGUGGCGCUCACCGGCGCCGCGUUCGGCCUCGUCGGCUACGGCGUCCAGUUCCUCUUCCUCGAGAGGCCCGGGCUCGCGUACUGGCACCUCUUCGUGCUCACCUCCCUCGCCGGCAACGGCAUCUGCUGGAUCAACACCGUGUGCUACCUCCUCUGCAUCAAGAACUUCCCCUCCGACAGCCGCGUCGCCGUCAGCCUCGCCACGAGCUACCUCGGGCUCAGCGCCAAGUUCUACACCACCAUGGCCAAGACCCUCCCCAGGGCGGCGAGGGCGAGAUACUCCACCACCAAGGUGUACCUCCUCCUCAAUGCCGUCGUCCCUAUGGCGGUCACGCUCGUGGCGGCGCCGUCGCUCCGGGUGGUCGAGCUCCGCAAGGACACCAAGAGGACCCAGGCGCCGUUCCUCGCCAUGUUCGCGAUCACCCUGGCCACCGGAGCCUGCGCCAUCAUCGGCAGCGUAGGCGCCAAGUCCAUCGGCCUCUCGACCAGAGAACACAUGGUCAGCUUCUUCGUGCUGCUCGCCCUGCCUCUGCUGAUCCCUGUGGUGCUCAGGGUCAGGGAGAGCAUGGCCAAGAUACGGGAGACCAAGUGGGAGAACCGGAUCCACGACCACGACUCCGACGGGGCCGAGACGGCGGUGUCGGUGUCGGUGGUCGAGCUUGAGGCGGAGGACAAGCAAGAGGAGCAGGGGCAGGAGGCCGAACCACAGAGGAGUAGUCAAGAGGAGGUCGGCGGGCUCCGACUGCUGAGGAAACUUGACUUCUGGCUCUACUUUUUCAGCUACAUGUUCAGCGGCACGCUGGGGCUGGUCUUCCUCAACAAUCUGGGCCAGAUCGCCGAGUCGCGAGGACUCGCCGACGCGUCCACUCUGGUCUCCCUGUCCUCCUCGUUCGGCUUCUUCGGUCGCCUCCUUCCUGCCUUCUUGGACUACUACACCGCCAAGAGCGGCUACUCCCUCUCAAGGACGGCGUCCAUGGCGUCGCUGAUGGCGCCCAUGUCCGGCGCGUUCUUCCUCCUUCUGCACCCGAAGAACAUGUCCCUGUACGCCAGCACGGCCGUGGUCGGAACGUGCACGGGCGCCAUCACCUCGGUGGCCGCGUCGGCGACCAACGAGCUGUUCGGCACCAAGAACUUCGGCGUCAACCACAACGUGGUGGUCGCCAACAUCCCCCUGGGCUCGCUCUGCUUCGGCUACCUGGCCGCGUACCUGUACCAGAGGGGCGCUCACGGCGGCAACCGCUGCAUGGGCGCCGCCUGCUACCGGGACACCUUCCUCCUCUGGGGCGCGACCUGCGCCCUGGGCACGGCGCUGUGCAUGGUGCUGUACGCGCGGUCGCGCGGCUCCGCCGGGAGGCGGCUACCACGCUAGGGCGCCAGGCGUGUGCGGCGCUGGUUGGCUAACGUAGAUGAUGAUCAUAAAGAAGGGACCAGAAGUUUCUCUGGUGAGUGAGUUUAGCUGUUUAGGUGCCACAUAAUUAAGAGGGGGAAUAAAAUAUCUAGAGAGUACUGCUAGGUGAUGUAGUGCAGCAUUUUUUUUCUUUCUUUGUAAGAAUCUUUUGUUUUAUUAGUUUGUUGAUGACUCAACUUACAAAACAGUCCCUUGGAGGCUCUGAAAAGCAAUGUGUAUGCUUACGGAUGAAAAGAAACAGAGAGCAUGUAAACGAUGCUGGGAAUCGCAAGUUUUUUUGCGAUAUCAGCACGGUAUGUUCCAACACAGUUUCUAACAUGUUUGAGGUCAUCCAGCGAA